Molecule: messenger RNA, 960 nt
Organism: Setaria italica (foxtail millet)
Lineage: Eukaryota; Viridiplantae; Streptophyta; Magnoliopsida; Poales; Poaceae
Product: DNA polymerase epsilon subunit C
Exons: 1
Coding region: 148-774 (208 amino acids)
Biological process (GO): regulation of DNA-templated transcription
Cellular component (GO): nucleus
Molecular function (GO): protein heterodimerization activity
Source: RefSeq, a predicted model, not a curated record
GCCGCCCGCGUCGAUCGGAGUCGGGAUCGCGCGGGAAAUUUCCCCAAAUUCCCCGCCAUUUCUCUCCAAUCCAAUCACACCGAUGAAUCCAACGGCGGAUCACACCACCAACUGACCAACAUCCACCUCCGAACGCAAACCCUAGCCAUGGCUACCGCCGCCGCCGCCGCCGUCGACGAGCCCACCGUGGCAAUGGAGGAGGAGCUCAGAAAGGAGGGCGAGCUGGUCGAAGAGCCCACCGAGGCAAUGGAGCAGGUCGCGGAAGAUCGGGAGGAGAUCGGCGGGCCCGCAGAGGCAACGGAGCAGGUCGAGGAGGAGCGGGAGGAGGCCACCGAUCCCGCCGAGCCAAUGGAGCAGGUCGGAGAGGACCGGGAGGAGGCGGAGGCCGAAGAGGGGGCGUCGCUGCGGCCGGCGCUACCGGUGGGGAGGGUGAAGCGGAUCAUGCGGGUGGACCGGGACAUCAAGAAGGUGACGAGCGAGGCGACGCUGCUCAUCGCCGCCGCCACCGAGCUCUUCCUGGGCAGCCUUGCGGCCGGGGCACACACGGCGGCGGCGCGGCGCGGCCGUCGCGCGGUGCGCGCCGCGCACGUCCGGGCCGCAGCCCGCGCGCACCGGCCCACGGCGGACUUCCUCCUCGACUGCCUCCACGCCGAAGAGGAGGCUCCCCGCGCUCGCCCGGUCGCCGGAUCCGCCGGUGGCGGCGGUGGAAGAGAAGCAAAGCCGCUGCCGCGUGGGACCCGCCGCAUCGACGCCUUCUUCCAGAAGGUUACCUAGAGGUUUCUCUCUGUGUGUAUGUGCUUUCAAAUUGGUGGUCUAAAUGUUUACUUCAAAACGCUACGUGUAUUGUGAUGAAUCUAUGAACUAGCAAUUAAAUUAUGCAUUUCUCUUUAUUGGGUUCAUUGCUGUUUGUUGCAGUGAUAUGUGUGAGCUCAUAAGUCAUACCUUAAUUUAAGUAUUUAA